AUGGCACAGAAACCUUCCCUAGUCGGCUCAAUAGUCGAGAGGAAGCAGCCUUCAUCAUUUCCAACGCCAAAGCCUUUUUCAUCGUCCAAGACAGGAUUUCCGACCGUUCAGCAUCGCUCCAAAAGCGCUUUUAGUCGCAAUCGCGAAGAGCUUCGUAAAUUUGGGGCCAAUAGAGCCAAAGAAGUACCUUCCGUGUUGCCAUCCAAUAAGCCGCUUUCGCCUCCCCCCACACCUCCAACCUCAGAGCCAAGUGACUGGAGAGACCAAAUCAGCAGGGAUAAUGAGGAACGGGUAGCACAGAUGACAGAAGAGGAACGCGAGGAAGAGAGAAGGCAGAUUAUUGAGAGAUUCGGGGCAAACGUUGGAGACAUUUUAAAGCGUGCUCGUUUAGCGCGAACCAAAACCUCGCAGAAGGAUGCUUCAGAGAAGGUCCCAGAGAUUGAGGUUCGGGAGGCUACACCUAAUUCUGCGCAAGAACCCAUUCCAAUAUCGCAUGAGGACAGACCUAUAGAACGAGCACUGUCACCUCCUCCUUCUGCUCUCGCCACACCAAGCAACAGCCGACCCUCUAGUCGUACCGAUCGCAAAUUGCGAUUUGCUGAGCUCGAACCCAAUGAUGUCCAUGUCUACGAGUCCGCACCAUCCACUCCCAAGAAACGCAAAGCACUUGCCCUUCCUCCUCCCGAUCCGAACGAUAAGCAUGGUGCAGUUUCUCUGGGCCAGUGGAAAGGCAAGAUGGUGCCGGACAAGGCUGGCCAAAUUGAACUGGAUCCACCUCCCAUUCCUAGUGAACCAGAAGAACCCGAAGAAGGCUCCGCGGAGUAUAUUCGCCGUCAUUUUUUCCCUCAUGCACCAAAAGACGAUCCCAACCUUGCCUGGAUGGACCUUGAUCCAGCCACUAGACCUAAUGCUGGCCCUUCAUCAUCGACCUUGAGGUUUGAUCUUCAUGGCAAUCCUAUCCCUCCAUCACUCUCCGAAAGCCUUCCUACACAUCUUGGACUGCAUCAUCAUGCAGAAGGAUCUCAUGCUGGAUAUACUCUAGAUGAUAUAUUCUUAUUAUCAAGAUCCACGGUACCUGCUCAGAGGGCUACUAUGCUCAGCGUGUUGGCGCGCAUAGCAAGCAAGUUGGAGAAUGUGAAACAAGGAAAAGUUGAUGACAUGAAUGAAUUGGUUGGAAAAGAGGAUGAGCUUCGAAAUAGGAUACUUGCCGCCGGAAUUGAAGCCCUAUCAAGCCGAGGCAAUGUUGGCACACGCGCCAUAGAAGUUGUUUGGGAAUGUAUUGUAGGCUGGAAUCUGGAUAUCAUGGAUCUCGAAGGGGUAGAACUCGAAUCACCUUCCGAUACUACCAUUGAGACUCUGCCUCUUGAAUUUUUCUUGCCUCAGGUCACCACCAUUUUGUCGCAAGGUGGUGUUCCACCGGAAUCUGCAAGCCAACUUCUUUCUAUCUUGCAUCGUCUGACUCAGGAAAAUUCCACUAUCGCAACUAGUAUCGUGACGACACCAAAACUGUUGUCGACUAUCCUCCAGACAUUCCUCUUAACUCCAAUACCUCAUCAAGAUUCGUCUUCUUCUACUCUUCCUGACCCCAUUGCAUUGCAAUUUUUCAACACGCUAGCCCUUUCUUCUCGAUCCAAUGCCGAGGAAAUUGAAAAACUUGCAGACUCUCUUCUUCGAUUUGUUGUCUUCUCAUCCUUUGACUCGCCAUAUCCUCCAGCACUUGCAAUGUCUCUUCUUAUAUUCACACUUCGAUUGUAUAAAGUUCUUGCAUCCUAUGGGUUGUAUUCUCAUAUUGCGGGUACCGCUGUCGAACAAUUGGCUCAUAUUGAGCAGUUUGUCAUCUCAGAAGCAUGCAACUCCACGGAAUUAACUGUAGCUUGGGCGAACCUUGUCGAAGCGUGGACAGUGUGCGCUACGGACCCCCACCAGACAACUCCACCUCAUGACAUAUUAUGGACCCAAGUUGUGGGUUGGAAUUGGAAUGUUGGGAUUUCGGAGCUUCAGGAACGCUUGGAGGCUCGAGAGACAGAUUGGCCGAUGUGGACAGCUUCAUGGCAAGCUCAGGCCGCAUGGUUAGAAGGGUCAAAAAUUAAUGCGAUCAAGGGCGGGGAGGCCGAGAGAGUUGAGCUCAUGGAAUCGGUCAAAGAGGGCUUCGAGUCCGGGAAAGAGUCGAAGGUCAUACAUGGGGCAUUGAAUGGGUUGAGGAAAGAGCUGCAAGGUUAUAUUGAAGGCAAUAUUGACCAGUUGAAGGCCAUGGCAAAUAAUGCUUCUGUCUUGGCAUCCGCAAUACGACUCUGGCUGUCUUGUAUCCCACCUCAUCUCGAAGGCGUGCCAUCAUCGCCUCCAUUUUCUCUCCCAUUCGUCGGAUUGUCGGAAUUGUCCCGUCAAUUGCUGGAGUAUCCUCUCUGGGCACUCAUGGAUUCGUCAAAUUCAUCCCGUGGUUAUCUUUAUUGCCGGGAAAUGUCACGAUUCAUGUCAUACUAUCUUCUUCUUUCGAGGCGAUUACCCCAAACUUCUCAAAGUUUGUGGUUGGCUCAGUCAUUUUCUAUUCUUCAAAGGCUAGGGCCGGGAGAUGAAGAUUUUGCGCAAUUGGUUAUCUCUGAGCUGUCUAAAAUACUGACACAGCAAUGGGCUGAAAGUCAAAAGAUAAAUGUAUCGCCAGUCAUUUGGGAGAAAGGAGGAUUGUCCAUUUUAGAGCCGUUCAUGUCAAACCUUCUUCGACCGAACCUGGAGGCGGUCAUUGGGCCGCUGACUAUGACGCCUCAAUCCAUUAAAUCGUCGACUUCACAGCGCCUUCCGGCCCCUUCAGCGUCAAAGAAGCUGGGUAUGCCUUUACGUCGGGAUUGGACGACGUCUCCACUAGAUCAUUUAUUGCGGUCUGGAGAUUCGGAGGUCUUCAAGGCAUUACCUAUAUCUUGGGACUCCUCCGAGGUUGAAGUAGCGCGUGCAUCCUUGUUUCUGACAAAGGUCGUCCAGGAAUCCCUGCUCAACUUUUCGAUGACUUCAUUCGUCGUAUCACGAGAGGAGGCAGAACUGUCCUGCAUGAAAAUAUUCAUGUUAGAGCAUGGUCAGACUCAGACUGAUUCUACAGAGGAAGUGUUCCGGGAUAGUGUUGUUGAGCAUCUGAUGGAAGACAUAUUGCGGCCUUAUGCAAUUGGCUCCUCGGAUGCAUCUAUUGUUGCCAGAACGAACCAUGAAGACCUUGAAAAGGUGGCGAGUAGAUUCCUGGGCACGGGUGUUCCCUUUUUCCAGUUUUAUACCGACUUUGUUUCUCUUUAUGACGCCAUAUCUUUUUCGCAUCCUCUUUUUGCUCGUCUGCUUCUACCGCCCACGUCAAUGCGGUAUCCCCUUGAUUACAGAAAACAUCUUUGGUGCGACUUCAAUCAUGUGGUGAAGACGAUCCGCGUACCGGAAUUACAGGUGUUAUCCGCAGAUAUUCGAGAAUACUUUUAUCCGAUUGAAAAAGAUCCUCAAGUCAUCGCAUCGUAUCUCAGUUCUUUGCUGAAAGACGAUGUUCAUGAUUUUGUUCGUCUUGUAGCUCUGCAUCAUAUCUCCUCCAACAUUUGGCCCGACUUACAAGAAGAACCUAGAAGAGACUCAUCUGAAGCUCGAGCAAGCACGCUACUGAAAACUGUCGUUGGCCAAAGUAAACUCGAGAUCAUCAGGGACGUUGUGCGCUAUCGUCAGCAACCGGCUGGAUCAAUUUCACUUCCUCCUCACUGUUUCGAGGAUCUUGUUGCCGUCAAAGCAUCUAGAUUAGAUUGCAUCAUGAAAUGGGGAGGUCAAGCAAUGUUCGAUAGACUGCAAGGAUUAUUAAAUGAAUAA
Molecule: messenger RNA, 3822 nt
Organism: Psilocybe cubensis
Lineage: Eukaryota; Fungi; Basidiomycota; Agaricomycetes; Agaricales; Agrocybaceae
Exons: 3
Coding region: 1-3822 (1273 amino acids)
Biological process (GO): transcription by RNA polymerase II
Cellular component (GO): nucleus
Source: RefSeq, a predicted model, not a curated record